AUGACACAGAACACUGGACGCAAAAAUGUUCGCAAAGCACGUGACAUCGGGAAGUGUGUUGCUGACGCGUCGACGGAAGAUACAAAGGAGGGUCGGAAGAAAACUAAGACAACCACGUUGACCGAGUCCAUUGUAUUCUCUCCCCAUUCUUUGAUCCAGGAGGAUUGCGCCCGACGUAUGCUCCAUGAGCUGUCUGGCAAGCUUCUUGUGCCUACAAAGUAUACGGACGCAGAGGACCCCUCGAAAAGGUACUGGGUUGGCACCAUUGCCCGUUUCUUUUGGUCGAAAGCUAGUGUCGGGCUUUCUCAGAUUGGGAUGACCAAUGAGAAACUUCACAUGGCCAACUUGCGAGGUGGUGUAGAAGCGGAGAAAUUGUGA
This is a messenger RNA of Linum trigynum, 378 nucleotides long. NCBI's taxonomy places the organism in Eukaryota, Viridiplantae, Streptophyta, Magnoliopsida, Malpighiales, Linaceae. The record is from the annotation of a GenBank genome assembly.